UUGACGUUGAUUAUCACAUGCGUAAAGUAAGAUCUAGGCGAAAAAAGAAAACACAUGGCAUUCAACGCCCCUUGUCUUGUCCUCCAUCGCCUCCACUCUGACUCUCACCUCCUCUUCCUCUUUCUCAACGCCCCAACCCGUCCCGCACACGAUGGAUCUGGAGAUGGAAGAUGAGAGUGUACGCAUCGCAGUUCGCGCGCUGGGUGCUAUGCGCAGCAGUGGUGGUGGGGGUGCCAGCGCCAGCGCCAGCAGCAGCAGCGGCAGCGGCAGUAGUGCACACAAAGGUGCAGGGGAGGCUGCUGCUCAUACAUCCAAUCGGUCAGCCCAGACUCCCAGCUCGAGCACGAGCACGAGCACGAGCCAUACCCCAGCACUAUCCCUAUCCAUGUCCAACCGCUCCAUGACGACACUCUCAUCUCCACCCACGCCUCCGCCGACAAUGGAAGAGGAUGACGAUAGCGGCAGCAAGUACCCUUCGUUAGCGCGAAUGCAGAGCCUGCCCCUUGUCAGCGGUGCACUUAGAGUCUACGAAGCCGGUAAGGCGAACUCUCGGGUUGUGCAGUAUACGUCCGAGCUCGUAAGCUCUUCUCUCCGUCACGCGAGCAGCCGGCUCCCGCUCGGAUCUGGAGAACGUAUCGAUGAAUUUGCCGGAGGCGUUCUUGACCGGAUCGACAGAUACCGCGGUGCAACCCCCGUUCCAGCAACCUCGCGCCGCGAUAAGGGCACGGACACACCUGAAUCACCCGGAGUAGAACGCGCUGGUAAUCCGGGUAAGCGGCGAUGGGAAGGACCGGAAGAAGGCGGGGACGUACCACCGUGGAUGCAAGCGACAUCCCCAUUCGUGCCGGCGCCUCCGCCUCCGCCUGCUCAUCGCGACCGACGGAAGAUUGAUGUCGACAGUACAAAUACGAGUCCGACUUCGAGCAACGCCGGGGAAGAGAGACAAGUGGCGCGGAGAAGCGGCUGGCAGGCAAUGCUGCUAGAAGCCGGUGGAUUGAGCGCGGCGCUCAGUGAUGAGAGCAUGCGCAAGUUGCGAUAUUGCUUGCAGUGGUUACAGUAUGCGACACAACACAUCGACGCCCAGAUCCUCAUUCUUCGCGAUUUCAUCGCUUCAUUACCGGGCCACCCAUCAUCAGCUUCUGCUGGGCCUGAAGUCACGGCGGAACAUCUCCGCACAUUGACGCAUCUGCGAACGGACAUCGUUCACACCGUCCGACAGGUCGUGAGUGUCGUGUCCAAGUACGCCGGGGGAGCUCUCCCUGAACCGGCCCGCGGCCGCGUGCGCGGAUUCAUUCUCGAUCUGCCCAAGCGAUUCAGUGCCGAGGCGCCGAGCGGGGGGGACGCCAGCACAGUGACGGGCGUCAGCCUGACGGGGACGGGGACAGCGGCUCGUCGAGGCGCGCGUCGAGAGCGCGGUUCUGCUGCAGCCGAAUCGCCGCGCCCCGUCAGUCCCAUCGCAUCGCGGCCGGGGAGCCCGCACCUGCAUAUGCGUCCCGCGCAUCACCACGCAGGCCAUCACCGCCGAGGCGCAUCGAACGGCAGCACGGCCGUCGAGGCUGCGCAAGCCCUGACGGCCGCUCAGCGCGUCCUGGUGCUUGCGACGGAGAGCCUGGAUAUGAUGCGGGGUGUGACGACUGUCGUCAGCGAGAGCUUGGACCGCGCGGACGCGUGCGUGUUUUUCUCCGUUUCGUUUCGUGUCCCCACACGACUGACACCUCCGCAGCUGGGUAGACCGAUUGCGCACGGUGGGGAUCCAGCGCGGCAUGGAUGGCCUCAACCUCCCGGACCGGCCCGGCUCCGGUGCGACCCCCGCUUGGGAUCGAUCUGGGACAGCCAGCCCGGGACCAUCUUCCGCCGCAAGCCCGGGGGCGUACUCGAGCGCCCCGAGUCCUGGUAUCGGACUGGGCGCCAUGAGUCUGAGUUCGAGGUACUCGACGCCCCCUCCCGAAGACGCGGAAGACGACCCAUCUCACUUGGGACGCGGCGGGACCCGCAUGGACGUCGACCAGGCCAGUGCGUGAGGCCGAGCAGGACGGACUACUACGCAUAAUCUCUCACUGAUGCCCAAACUUAUUUACUUGCUAUUGCCACUUGUAUUUACCCCUUGUGCACAUUCCCUCCAGAUACACUAUCUCCACCGCUAAAUAACAUUAACACACGCAGAUAUCGAUAUGUAGCGACGAUAUCUCCCGGAAUCUGCGGGGCUCCCGCGCCUUUCCGCUUGCGGUCUAGCUGACAGACAUGUGAUAACCGUUCUUUGGGGACCCACGUCCCCGCACUGGCAUGUGAUUGCCCAAUUCUUUGGGGUCGAUGGAUACCGCCGCGGGGCACCGUGCGAUGAGAUGAACGUGGGAGAGCCGCGUGAUCUUGACGAAGAUAUGACGUACUCGUUACCUUCCUUUUUCGGAUGGGAGGUGGUUACCCCCCAUUUUCCCUACCAACGAGACUAGAGCAGGAUCGGAUCGAGCGGAUACAGGACUAGGGUGCAUACAGUACUUGGGUCAUCAUCUGCCUGUAUCCAGAAUCGGUUGCGGCCGUCGCUGGUCACUGGCAGUCCGCAUAACCAGCCAGAGGGUCAGAAGUGCUCACGUUUCGGGAGUUGGGGGUGACAGAGGGGCAGUAAACUCCAACAAAGCCGUCUUCUGAAUAUUACUUUCAAUCUGGG
Molecule: messenger RNA, 2665 nt
Organism: Mycena citricolor
Lineage: Eukaryota; Fungi; Basidiomycota; Agaricomycetes; Agaricales; Mycenaceae
Source: the annotation of a GenBank genome assembly